AACUUAUAUGGUGCUUUGCCAUUGAGUCUUUGUCACUUGGAACACAUUCGACUCUUGGAUUUAUCUUAUAAUAACUUGUCCAAUAAAAUUCCAUCUUGUCUUCAUAAUUUUACUAUUAUGGCAGCACAAGAGCACAUCAACUCAACCGAAGCAAGUUACCAUAUGUAUAGGAUCAAUAACACAUUCAGGGGAUAUUCCCUCUAUUAUUUUGAAUUCUACAUUACAUUGAUGUGGAAGGGUGAAGAUAGGUCAUUUAAGAGGCCAGAUCUCCUUCUGAAAAGCCUUGAUCUAUCUAGCAAUUCUUUCAUUGGUGAAAUACCAAAAGAAGUUGUGUCUUUAUUGGGAUUAGUUUCAUUGAAUUUAUCAAGAAACAAAUUGAGUGGAAAAAUCCCUAUUGAGAUUGGGAAUCUUGAAUCUCUAGAAUUCCUAGAUUUGUCAAGAAAUAAAUUAUCAGGCACAAUUCCUCCAAGCCUUGCUCAUAUUGAUCGUCUCGGUGUCUUGGACUUGUCAAAUAAUAAUCUCUCUGGAAAAAUCCCUAUAGGAACACAGUUGCAAGGCUUUAACGCGUCAUGUUAUGGAGAAAAUCUUGAUCUUUGUGGAAUGCCACUUGACAAAAAGUGCCUGGAAGAUAAGGUGCCUUCACCUCAAAUAUUUGAUCAUUCUGAAGAUGAUGAUGAUUCAAUUUUCUCUCAACAAUUUUACUUAAGCAUGGGAAUUGGAUUUGCUGUUGGAUUUUGGACCUUCAUGGGACCAUUGCUCUUUAAUCAAUCUUGGAGACAGACCUACUAUAGGCUUGUGAAUGAUGCAGCAAGUAGAAUCCAUGUCAUGGGGAUCAUUUAUGUGGCAAGAUACCUUGCUAGCCAUUAGCAAAUAC
This is a messenger RNA of Prosopis cineraria, 874 nucleotides long. Its product is annotated as receptor-like protein EIX1. Bases 118 to 867 code for a protein of 249 amino acids. NCBI's taxonomy places the organism in Eukaryota, Viridiplantae, Streptophyta, Magnoliopsida, Fabales, Fabaceae. Gene Ontology annotation, molecular function: protein binding. The record is from RefSeq and is a predicted model, not a curated record. The transcript has a single exon.